CUCCUCACCAAAUCACACCCAUUCUCUCUCUCCAAAAUCUCUUCUCUCUCUCUCUCUAACCAAAUGGGUAGCAUUGAUAUUAAUGAACAAACUAGUGAUUUUCUUUGUGUGAAAGGUGAUCCAUUGAACUGGGGGAUGGCGGCUGAAUCAUUGAAGGGGAGUCACCUUGAUGAGGUGAAGAGGAUGGUGGGUGAGUUUAGGACCCAUGUGGUCAGGCUUGGUGGGGAGACAUUGACCGUAUCGCAGGUCGCUGCGAUCGCAGCAGCCGCGGACAGCUCCGCGGUUAAAGUGGAGCUGUCCGAGGCUGCUAGGGAAGGCGUGAAGGCGAGUAGUGAUUGGGUGAUGGAGAGUAUGAAUAAAGGGACGGAUAGUUAUGGUGUUACUACUGGCUUUGGUGCUACUUCUCAUAGGAGAACUAAAGAAGGUGGUGCUCUUCAGAAGGAACUUAUUAGAUUCUUGAACGCCGGAAUAUUCGGUAACGGCACAGAAUCAAGCCACACGCUGCCACACUCCGCCACAAGGGCCGCCAUGCUGGUGAGAAUCAACACCCUCCUCCAGGGUUACUCCGGCAUCCGCUUCGAAAUCUUGGAAGCCAUCACUAAACUCCUCAACAACAACAUCACCCCUUGUCUACCCCUCCGUGGUACCAUCACCGCCUCCGGUGACCUUGUUCCCUUGUCCUACAUCGCCGGUCUUCUCACCGGCCGGUCCAAUUCCAAAGCAGUUGGACCGACUGGACAUAUCCUCAACGCCGAAAAGGCGUUUUCGGAAGCCGGUAUCACUGGUGGAUUCUUUGAAUUACAGCCUAAAGAAGGGCUGGCACUAGUCAACGGUACCGCGGUUGGAUCCGGGAUGGCUUCGAUGGUCCUUUUCGAAGCUAACGUUCUUGCAUUGUUGUCGGAAGUGUUAUCGGCUAUUUUCGCCGAAGUUAUGCAAGGGAAACCCGAGUUUACGGACCACUUGACUCAUAAACUGAAGCAUCAUCCGGGUCAAAUAGAGGCUGCAGCCAUCAUGGAGUACAUUUUGGAUGGUAGUGAUUACGUUAAAGCCGCGCAAAAGGUCCACGAAAUGGACCCGUUACAAAAGCCCAAACAGGACCGUUACGCGCUUCGCACUUCGCCCCAAUGGCUCGGCCCACAAAUCGAAGUCAUUCGCUCCGCCACCAAAAUGAUCGAAAGGGAAAUCAACUCCGUUAACGACAACCCGUUAAUCGACGUUUCGAGGAACAAAGCGUUACACGGUGGAAACUUCCAAGGAACCCCAAUUGGUGUUUCAAUGGAUAACACACGUUUGGCGAUUGCCGCGAUUGGAAAACUCAUGUUCGCGCAAUUCUCCGAGCUUGUGAACGAUUUCUACAACAACGGGUUACCUUCGAAUCUCACGGGUGGGCGUAACCCGAGCUUGGAUUACGGGUUUAAAGGUGGAGAGAUUGCAAUGGCAUCUUACUGUUCGGAGCUCCAGUUUCUUGCGAAUCCGGUUACAAACCAUGUCCAAAGCGCGGAACAACAUAACCAAGAUGUUAACUCUUUGGGAUUAAUUUCGGCUCGAAAAACAGCCGAAGCGGUCGACAUCUUAAAGCUCAUGUCAUCAACAUACUUAGUAGCUUUAUGCCAAUCGAUCGACUUGAGGCAUUUGGAAGAGAACCUGAAAGCAACGGUCAAGAACACCGUAAGCCAAGUAGCCAAAAAGGUCCUAACCACAGGGGUCAACGGCGAGCUCCACCCGUCUAGAUUCUGCGAAAAAGACUUGCUUCGUGUCGUCGACCGGGAGCACGUAUUCACCUACAUCGACGACCCAUGUCUCGCCACAUACCCGUUGAUGGAGAAGCUCCGACAUGUGUUGGUCGAACACGCUUUGAAAAACGGAGACGGGGAGAAAGACGUAGCAACGUCAAUCUUCCAAAAGAUAGUUGAUUUUGAGGCGGAAUUGAAUACCCUUUUGCCUAAAGAGGUGGAGGAGGUUCGGACGGCGUUUGAAAGUGGCUCGUUGUUGAUCCCGAACAGGAUCAAGGCGUGCAGGUCGUACCCGUUGUACAGGUUCGUGCGGGAGGAGCUUGGAAGCGUGUACUUGACUGGAGAGAAGGUGACUUCACCGGGAGAGGAGUUCGAUAAGGUGUUUACGGCGAUUUGCAAGGGGGAGAUUAUUGAUCCGUUGUUGGAGUGUGUUGAAGGGUGGGAUGGUGUUCCGCUACCUAUUUGUUAGUUGAUGUUUUGUUGAUACAUUUAUGGUUGGGUUUGUAAUUGUUAUGUGAAGAAAUGUGUAUUACUGUUUUGUUUCUAAGUUUACGUUUUGUGUCAUAGUUCAACAAAGUGUAAAUUUGUAUACUUACCCUAUGUUGAAAUAUCUACGGGUGAUAUAAAUGAGUUUUCAGAUUCGGAUAUGAAUUUUAACA
This is a messenger RNA of Helianthus annuus (common sunflower), 2392 nucleotides long. RefSeq names its product phenylalanine ammonia-lyase-like. The transcript has 2 exons. Gene Ontology annotation, cellular component: cytoplasm. Gene Ontology annotation, molecular function: ammonia-lyase activity. NCBI's taxonomy places the organism in Eukaryota, Viridiplantae, Streptophyta, Magnoliopsida, Asterales, Asteraceae. Gene Ontology annotation, biological process: L-phenylalanine catabolic process. The coding region runs from base 64 to 2202 and encodes 712 amino acids. The record is from RefSeq and is a predicted model, not a curated record.